AUGCCCUCACUUGACAGAAGGGUCGCAGGGGCUUUGGAUUUGAGCUCUAAAGAUACUUUGGAAUUGGGCUCAAAAGACAAGUUAUAUAUGGGCGGCUACAACCAAUACCCACCUGCACAAGACUCGGCGAGGGGAGGCCAAUCCUCGGGUGUUACAGGAGGAGUUGCUGGGUGCCUCCUCUCACUGCUUCUUUCUUUCAUAAUUUAUGUGUUCCUCAAGAGCCGGAACUGCUCCAUGAACUGCGAGUUGAAAGUUGAUAAUGAUUUCAAGCCAACGGAAGAAGCCCAAAACACACGCCCAUGGUUCAGUGGCUUAAUUAUAUAUGUGUGA
This is a messenger RNA of Dovyalis caffra, 330 nucleotides long. The record is from the annotation of a GenBank genome assembly. NCBI's taxonomy places the organism in Eukaryota, Viridiplantae, Streptophyta, Magnoliopsida, Malpighiales, Salicaceae.